Ochlerotatus camptorhynchus is the source of this 1361-nucleotide messenger RNA. RefSeq names its product beta-1,3-glucan-binding protein-like. The record is from RefSeq and is a predicted model, not a curated record. Gene Ontology annotation, biological process: carbohydrate metabolic process. Bases 97 to 1317 code for a protein of 406 amino acids. Gene Ontology annotation, molecular function: hydrolase activity, hydrolyzing O-glycosyl compounds. Lineage: Eukaryota; Metazoa; Arthropoda; Insecta; Diptera; Culicidae. The transcript has 3 exons.
GCAUUUCGCUCAGUUCAUUGGACAGCUCUGACCGGUUUGGUCGAGCACGCGAUCGUAGUUUGUUCGAAGUAAAUUAUUAACUGCAGCAGUUAUAGGAUGAUCGUAUCACGCGGAUUAUCGCUUGUGUUGUUAGUUGUCGCCGUCGCAGCCGGUGUUGAUGUCGAAACGGUCAAUGAUACGAGAGCCGGUUUUAGCGGUGGUGAUUCAGUGAAACUUGUUCGAGAACGGAACAAAUGCGGCCGAUCGCCGACCACCGCCAGUGGGAGCAUGAUCCAGCGCGGUCGGAAGUUCUGCAGUGGCGAGCUCAUCUUCGAGGACAACUUUGACUUUUUCGACUUUGAGAUUUGGGAACACGAGAACACGCUGGCCGGUGGUGGGAACUGGGAAUUCCAGUGGUACACUAACAAUCGUUCCAAUUCGUUCGUUGAUGAUGGCAUUCUAUACAUCCGGCCCACGCUCACAGCCCACGAGUAUGGUGAACACUUUUUAACUUCUGGUACCAUCAAUCUGCGUGGAAAUCGCCCCGUUGAACAAUGUACCAACGCUGCCUUCUGGGGCUGCGAGCGAGUUGGUACGGAAACGCACGUUCUGAACCCGGUCAAGAGUGCCCGAAUCCGUACGCUUCCGUCGUUCAACUUUAAGUACGGUCGAGCGGAGGUUCGAGCCAGGCUUCCCAGCGGCAAUUGGUUGUGGCCCGCGAUUUGGUUGCUACCGAAGCGGAAUGCAUACGGCACGUGGCCCGCAUCCGGGGAGAUGGAUCUGAUGGAAUCCCGUGGAAAUGAAAAUCUGACGGUUGGUGAAACUCAGAUCGGGACGCGUCAGGUCGGACAGACGCUACACUUUGGACCGAAUCCAUCGCACAAUGGGUACAACACGGCCACACUGACGAAGAACGCUAUGCCCGGAGUGGAGUACAGUAAGGGAUUCAACACGUUUGGAUUCGUGUGGUCUCCCGAUAAUAUUACGGUCAGCAUCAACGGAGAGGACCUGGCCACCAUCGAGGGUGGGGAUGGUUUCUGGCAGCGAGCUGGAUUCGAUAAGCUCAACAUGGAGAACCCCUGGCGGUAUGGAACCAAGAUGGCACCGUUCGAUCAGGAGUUUCACUUUAUUCUGAAUCUUGCGGUCGGUGGAGUUAAUGGAUAUUUCCCGGAUAAUGGGGAUAAUCCUGGCGGUAAACCUUGGAAGAAUAGUUCACCGCAAGCAGCUACCGAUUUCUGGAAUGGACGUGAAAGCUGGUUACCCACGUGGAAUCUGGACAAGAAUGAUGGAAAGGAUGCAUCCCUUCAGGUGGAUUAUGUAAGGGUUUGGGCUUUGUGAGUGAAGUUCGGGAUUAAAGUCGAUUUGGCUGUAACACACAUAAA